ACAGUUUAAUUAUUAAACAACAGGUUAAACACCCAAGGGAUAAAGCUACUUCCAGCUUGGACUUCAGAGACUAAGACUUGGGUUCUAAUCCCUCACUCCAUCUCUUCAAAACCCUUCGUGUCCCAGUGACAGAAGAGGGGAAACAGAAAGAGGGGAAAAAAAGUCCACCCCUUAAGACUUUCAGGAGGAGCAAGAGAGAACACACAAGGCAACGGCAUACAAACCCGAAGGGUCAUUACUACAGGAGGAGCCAGCAAGAAGGACGGGUUCCCUGACUCGGGCGACUCGCUCACUCAUCCCGCUUCCACCGGGUCUUCCAUUCCCGGCCCUGCCCUGACCCGCCGGGGGAGGCGCUGACACAGCAGAUCCGUUCCCAGGCAGGGCCCGGUCCGGAUUGGUCCAUCCACACCUGAUUGCCUCAACGCUCUUGCCCCAGACGGCUGCCCACCUCGGAUCACACCUGCUCCGCAUCCAGCCCUGAUCCCCGUCUGGCCGCGGCAGCCGCCGCCAUACCUGCUCAGGCCCGUCAAGCGCCAUCUUCCCUCUUCCGCGGAGGCCCCCGGCAUCAGAGCCGCUUUGGUGCGCAGGCGCGGAAGCGGGGCUUGGGGGACCGAACUCCCGGGCAGAGAACAGUUCCGGGUCAAUGGGCGGGGUGUGCGCCCAAACAAAGCAAAUAACAGGGGCCCUGAAGCGGCGGGGCCACGCGAGGUCAGGAGCUUUGGAAGGGGAUAAAGAGGACGCAGAGCUCCUAAAUGUUAUUCCGAAGAAACUAGGUUUUGGUUAAAGUAAUAUUACUUCCGGGUGCAAACAUCUAGUUUAUAAACCUGGACACAGAGCUUAAAGAAAAAUUUGUGGCCACGCUCAAAAUGGCGGAAAACUUGGAUCCGCGGACGCAGCCGACGCACACGGAAGCGGAAAUACGUUUGCUGCUUACACGUGCCGCUGCUGGGGUAGUGAAAACGGAGCUGGGUGGUGUUAGGAGCGGAGUGCGGAGUGUCUUUGAGAAGACGAGUGGGGAGCGGAGAGCGUAAUCUAGUAUUCUGGGCGGAGACGUCCUGAUUUCUGCUUUCUCUCCAGAUUGAGUGGCACUCCCCAGUUCCACUAUGGGCAAGAAGGGCAAAGUAGGGAAGAGCCGGCGGGACAAGUUCUAUCACCUGGCGAAAGAGACCGGUUACCGUUCCCGCUCUGCUUUCAAGUUGAUCCAGCUGAAUCGCCGCUUUCAAUUUCUGCAGAAAGCCCGAGCCUUGCUAGACCUGUGCGCUGCACCAGGUGGAUGGCUGCAGGUGGCUGCCAAGUUUAUGCCUGUCUCCAGCCUUAUUGUGGGUGUGGACUUGGUUCCAAUCAAGCCUCUUCCCAAUGUGGUGACUCUCCAGGAGGAUAUCACAACAGAACGUUGUAGGCAGGCCUUGAGGAAGGAGCUGAAGACCUGGAAAGUUGAUGUUGUGCUUAAUGAUGGGGCCCCCAACGUUGGGGCCAGCUGGGUCCAUGAUGCUUAUUCACAAGCCCAUUUGACCCUGAUGGCUCUGCGUUUGGCUUGCGAUUUUCUGGGUCGCGGUGGCUGCUUCAUCACGAAGGUUUUCCGUUCUCGUGAUUAUCAGCCCUUACUGUGGAUCUUCCAGCAGCUCUUCCGCCGUGUCCAGGCCACUAAGCCCCAAGCGUCUCGUCAUGAAUCUGCAGAGAUUUUUGUGGUCUGCCAGGGAUUCCUGGCGCCUGACAAGGUUGACAGUAAAUUCUUUGACCCCAAGUUUGCCUUCAAGGAGGUUGAAAUUCAGGCCAAGACUGUUACCGAGUUGGUGACUAAGAAGAAGCCAAAGGCUGAAGGCUAUGCCGAGGGUGACCUCACUCUCUAUCACCGAACCUCAGUCACUGACUUCCUCCGAGCUGCCAACCCUGUCGACUUUCUCUCCAAAGCCAGCGAAAUUGCAAUAGAUGAUGAAGAGUUGGCACGGCAUCCAGCCACCACCGAGGAUGUACGGGCAUGCUGUCAGGAUAUCAGAGUGCUGGGCCGCAAGGAGCUUAGAUCCCUACUGAACUGGAGGACGAAGCUUCGGCGACAUGUGGCCAAGAAGCUGAAAGAACAAGCAAAGGCAAUGGACAUCAGCCUCAGCUCAGGGGAGGAAGAGGAAGGGGAGGAGGAGGAGCAGGCGGCCCGGGCCUCGCAGCAGCCCUCUAAGGAGGAGGAGGAGGAGGAGCAGCUCAACCGGACCCUGGCAGAGAUGAAGGCCCAGGAGGUGGCGGAGUUAAAGAGGAAGAAAAAGAAGCUGCUGCGCGAGCAGAGGAAGCAGCGGGAGCGUGUGGAGCUGAAGAUGGAUCUUCCUGGAGUUUCCAUCGCCGAUGAGGGGGAGACUGGCAUGUUCUCCCUGCGCACCAUCCGGGGUCACCAGUUGUUAGAGGAGGUGACGCAAGGGGACAUGAGUGCUGCAGACACGUUUCUGUCUGACCUGCCAAGUGAUGACAUCUACAUAUCAGACGCUGAGGAGGACGACGACGACAGUGCAUCUCUGGAUAGUGACCUGGAUCCAGAGGACCUAGCAGGAGUCAGAGAACCUCAAGGUCUAAAGGACCAAAAGCGUGUACGACUUGCUGAAGCAAAUGAUGAGAAAGAGGAGGAGGGAGAGAACCCGCUGCUGGUGCCACUCGAGGAAAAGGCGGUACUGCAGGAAGAACAAGCCAGCCUGUGGUUCUCAAAGGAUGGCUUCAGCGGGAUCGAGGAUGAUGCUGACGAGGCCCUGGAGAUCAGCCAGGCACAGCUGUUGUACGAGAGCCGUCGCAAGGGGCAGCAGCCACUGCCAGCACCUUCCAGCGUGAAGACUGAGAGAAAACCACCCCCAUGCCAGGGUGAGGCCCCUGAAGGGGCAGGGGCUCCUUCAGGGACAGAGGCUGCCACAGGCCCUGGCGGGGAAGCCAGAGAUAGCAGCUCUGACAGCGACAGCAGCAGCAGUGAGGAUGAAGACACUUGGAAACCACGCAGUCAGAAGCGAAGACGGGGGCCUGAGGCAGGGGAUGACGACGGGUUUGAGAUCGUGCCCAUUGAGGACCCAGCGAGACAUCGGAUACUGGACCCUGAAGGCCUGGCUCUAGGCGCCAUUAUUGCCUCUUCCAAAAAAGCCAAGAGAGACCUCAUAGAUGACUCCUUCAGCCGGUACACAUUUAAUGAGGAUGAGGGGGAGCUUCCAGAGUGGUUUGUGCAGGAGGAGAAGCAGCACAGGAUACGACAGCUGCCUCUUGAUAAGAAGGAGGUGGAGUAUUACAGGAAACGCUGGCGGGAAAUCAACGCCCGUCCCAUCAAGAAAGUGGCUGAGGCUAAGGCCAGAAAGAAACGGAGGAUGCUGAAGAAGCUGGAGCAGACCAAGAAGAAGGCAGAAGCUGUGGUCAACACGGUGGACAUCUCAGAGCGGGAGAAAGUGGCACAGCUUCGAAGUCUCUACAAGAAGGCAGGGCUUGGAAAGGAGAAACGCCAGGUCACCUAUGUCGUAGCCAAAAAAGGUGUGGGCCGCAAAGUACGCCGACCAGCUGGAGUCAGAGGUCACUUCAAGGUGGUGGACUCGAGGAUGAAGAAAGACCAAAGAGCACAGCAACGGAAGGAGCAGAAGAAAAAGCACAAGCGCAAGUGAGCAGAGCUGCAGGACUUCCAGCAGGACUGUGUAAGGACGAGGCCUUCCGCCUCCUCAGUACCAUCCCGUCCCUUGUUGCCAGCAUCACAGUGUGAAAAGACAGGUGCCGGGCACUUGGGGGUGGUCCUGUGCUGUGAGGGGGAUGUCUUCCUGGCUGGAAGAAGGGCUCCUGUUAACAUGCCACUGAAAUGUCCUGUCGGCACCAUCCCAGACCCCACAACCGUUGUGGGGUAAGAAAAUCACACCCUUUUUAAAUCCUAAGCGGGGGAGUUCAGUGUUGGGAUGGCACGUGCUGUAGUCUGCUCCUGGGCAGGUGGGCAUCAUCUGAAUAAAAUCAGGAUGAUCAGUGCGUGGUAACUGUUGACACCACGUGCUGCACUGUUCCAGAUCACAGUUAAUACGUACCGACUCAUGGUGAAGUAAAUGACAAACAAUCCACAGGUCCCAGUAGUAAACCAUUUACUAGAGCAAGCAGAAAGGAAUGCACAUCUUAAAGAAACCUUCACAAAGUCACAAAAUUUGAAGUACGUAUAUUUUUCCUUUUAUAAACAAGAUAGAACAAAAAUCAUCAAAAUCAUUUCAGCAAAAGAUUCUUCUACCAUUGUGGCAAGUUAAAAAAAAUACAGUGAAAUAGGAGAAGACACUUUAAAAGCUGUUGUUGGAUUUUUGCUUAAUUUUCCAUUUAGCAACAUUUCAGGCCCAGCGCGGCUCUGGGUCUGGCAGGCUGCUGCUUCCUGUCUCAGGGCUGGGGAACCUGAGCAUCACUUUUCCCUCAGAAUCAGACAUCUCCCUUCCCUGCAAAUGUUUGGAUGCACCAAAGUGCUUCCCACACAUCCCUAACACCUCUGUGGAUUGGGUUCGUAGGAGCAGCCAACUCCUGCAAAGGGGUCUGCCUGGCCACAGAAAAAGAACUUUAUUUGUAGAUGUUUUUAAGGUGACAUUUUAGUAAAAAAUAUGCACUACAUAGAAUAUAAACCUAGAAUGAGUUUUGUGCCUUAUAAGGCCCUUUCUUCCAAGGUUUCCUCAACUGACCCUCAUGACAACUCACCCAGAGCCAAAAGAAGCUUCUCAGGUCUCACUUCUAAGGACCAAAGCAGCUUCCCAAAAACAUCUGAAAAAUGACCCAGAAGAGGGGGUAAUGUCUCCAAGCUCCAACUACUCACUAAGCACAGGGGGUCCUUGCACCUUGGGCCCCAACCCAGCCCUGAGACACCUAGUUACCAAAAAUCUUUCUAAAAAUAAAAUUAAAGACAAUUGAUUCACACUUCA
Molecule: messenger RNA, 4883 nt
Organism: Sus scrofa (pig)
Lineage: Eukaryota; Metazoa; Chordata; Mammalia; Artiodactyla; Suidae
Gene: FTSJ3
Product: FtsJ RNA 2'-O-methyltransferase 3
Biological process (GO): rRNA methylation; maturation of LSU-rRNA from tricistronic rRNA transcript (SSU-rRNA, 5.8S rRNA, LSU-rRNA); maturation of 5.8S rRNA from tricistronic rRNA transcript (SSU-rRNA, 5.8S rRNA, LSU-rRNA)
Cellular component (GO): nucleolus; preribosome, large subunit precursor; nucleus
Molecular function (GO): rRNA (uridine-2'-O-ribose)-methyltransferase activity; rRNA (guanine) methyltransferase activity
Source: RefSeq, a predicted model, not a curated record